Messenger RNA from Onychostoma macrolepis, 1970 nucleotides. RefSeq names its product organic solute transporter subunit alpha. The record is from RefSeq and is a predicted model, not a curated record. The transcript has 8 exons. Lineage: Eukaryota; Metazoa; Chordata; Actinopteri; Cypriniformes; Cyprinidae. Gene Ontology annotation, molecular function: transporter activity. Bases 633 to 1850 code for a protein of 405 amino acids. Gene Ontology annotation, biological process: transport.
UCGUCCCCUACACCCUCAUUAACUAUUCCCUACAUUAGUCCACUCAUUCAGUUCACAUGAAGGAGUGAAUGAAAACCUGUGAGUGAAUUCGGAUACUGAGCGCACCGGAAGAACUGCCGCUUUUGCAUAUUUGCUUGCUGUUUAAUAAUCAUUUGAAACGGGCAGCUCCAGUAGUAAGAUUGAAGGAUUUAUCUUGAACUCUGUUACGGAAAUUAUGUGUAAACCCUAAUAGUCAAUUUACAAUUAAUUUGUGCCUGUGUUGUAUUACGCUGUAUUACGCCUUGGACGAGCGCUUCUAAAAUAAACGAAUGGAUGAUUCAGCUGCGUGCGCCAUCUUCUGGCGAGACGCGGGAAUUCACUUUGCGCGCGACUCUCACAGUGCAUUAGGGGUUAACUCUAGCCCUUGAGUGUACAUCGGUUGUACACUCGUUUUUGCGGUGCAUUGUGGGAUUGAAUGAGUGCACUCGAGAACGUCCACUAUGGUUUCCAACACCACUUAAAAUGGCCGUCCCCUCAAAUAGUUUAGGGGGCGUUUCGGGGUUUAGGGGGCGAUUUCGGAUUUCGGAUACAGCCAGUUUAUCCAUGUUCUACCCCUGAGUGUAAAAACGGAAAAUCAAGACAACUGCACAUUCAUGGGAGGUGGAAUUCCUCUGUCAUCUGAGUUCUUUAAAGUGGCCAAGAAUGAUCUCUGGCUGUUCCUCGUUCCUGCUGUGUUUGCUGUGCUUCUUCUUGCUCUCUUCAUGGAGGAGAUCGGCUUCUUUCUGCGUCAUGUCCCCUCUCAGCGGCGUAGACGUCUCAGCCUGUGGAUCCUGGGAAUAUAUCCAGUCUUCGGGAUGACGUCUAUCAUUGCGCUAUAUGUUCCACGCUCUUCAUCUCUGUGCAACUUCAUUGCAUCUCUUUAUCACUCCAUUACACUCUUGAAGUUCAUGGGUCUUAUCAAAGACUUCUUUGGUGGAAAGACUCGCAUGCUGGAGAUGUUAGCAGGGGAGCAGGUGUCUCCAAACCCCUUCCCUUGCUGUUGCUGUUGCUGUCUUCCUCUCUUCAACAUCAACAAGACCAGCGUGGGCUGGAUGAUGGCUGCUGUUCUUCAGCUCUCUGUGGUCAGAACUGUCUUGUUCUUCCUCACUCUUGUCCUCUGGACUGAUGAGCAAUACGACUAUGGGGAUGUGAAUUCAGUUAAUCUCAACAUGUAUGUCAACGGCAUCAUUGCCAUAUCCACGUUUCUGUCUUUCUACGGCUACUUGCUGUUUUAUAAAGCCACAAAAAGGGCAUUGCCUGGAUAUAGUCUUCGAGCCAAGUUUAUUUGCAUCAUUGUCAUCCUGGUCCUUUGUGGACUACAGAGUGGGAUUCUGGAGACCAUGGGUGCACUGAAUGUCAUCCCCUGCACUCCUCCCUUCUCUGACCUGUUUCGGUCUCAAUUAAUCUACCACUAUUCUGUAAUUGUGGAGAUGUUCUGCAUCAGCCUCUUUGCGCAUCACACAUUCCGGAAAGUUGAACCCUGUCAUGAAGAGGGUGAAGAAAUAGAAGUUGAUGUCAUAAGAGCUCUCAAUGAAAAGGCAAUUCAGACAGAAGAUGAGCUGCCAAUCGCUGUGCAGCUCUCCUCUCAAGAAGAUGAUCCAUGCCAUUCUAACCUCGGAUACAAUAGUGACAGUGAAGACAGCCUCUGUAAAAUUGAACACGCACCACUGGACCGCUUCCCGUUCCCCUUACAGCACAGACUGCAAACUGUGGCAAACACUGGGAAAGUGUGUACUUCAUCACCUGAGGACUCCAUGAGUGUGGACCGGCCGACAAUUACUGUCAGUGCUGAAAUUAACCAUGUUAACAAUGGUGAUGUUACUGUUGUAUAGAAGAAAAAGAGAGAAAAAUGUAUAUAUUUGUAUAGUCUUAUACUUUAGUUGUGACAUUAUUCCAUUUUAUUUGUCUGUGACUCCACUGGGGUCAGGAAACUAAAUUAAGGUAUUUAAAAG